CUUUUUUUCCAUCACCAAACCACAUCGCAUAUCAUGGCUCAAUCAAAGGCCACCAAGAAGUUCGAGAAGAACCAUCUCAAGGAUACAAUCAAGCGCCGCAAGGACUUUGCCAAAAUCAAGCAGCGCCACCAGAUCAACGAGAAGAAAAAGGCAAAGAGAGCCGCCGACAAUGAAGUUUCCACACCACCACCAGAGGCCAGGGCGCCAGCCAAGGACGGAAAGCAGGACUUUGAGAGCAUGAACGUCGACGACUUCUUCCAGGGAGGCUUCGAUGUGCCAGAGCUGCCGGCAAAGAUGGACAAGUCGCUCAAGAGGAAACGCGUCGCAAAGCCCGACGACAAGGAAUCGCAAGCGAAGCCUGCCGCCGACGACGACGCAUCAGACUCCGACUCUGAGGUUGACGACCCGGAAGCUUUCCAAGCCCAGCUAGACGCCCUUGCCGCAAAGGAUCCCGAGUUCCACAAGUACAUGCAAGAGAACGAGCCCGACGCCCUGAACUUCGAGGAUGCAGACUUGGGUGAAAUCGACGAGCUGAGCGCCGACGAGGAAGACGAGAGACCGUCCAAGAAGCAAAAGGGAGAGGGCAACGAGGUCACAAAGCAGAUGAUCGCAAAGUGGCAGAAGGCCAUGACAACACAACAUUCUCUGCGCGCUACCAAGGAGGUCGUGCUUGCUUUCCGCGCUGCCGCUCACGUUUCAGACGAGGAGGACAAGGUCUUUAAAUAUUCCAUCUCGGACCCCCAAGCCUACCAUGAGCUGUUGGUCGUUGCCCUCAAGCACUUGCCCGAGGUUCUCGCCCACCAUCUGCCCGUCAAGGAGAAGGCUGGCGGCAAGGUCACCUUCUCUACCGACUCGAAGAAGUUCCGCAACCUCAGCCCGCUGCUCAAAUCGCAUCUCACCUCAGUCUUGCACUUGCUCGCCCAUUUGUCCGACCCCAACACCAUCCGCAUGACCCUCGCCAAUGUCCUUCCCCUCCUCCCCUACAUUCUCUCCUUCAAAAAGAUCAUUCGUGAUCUCACAAAGGCCGUCACUGGAGUCUGGUCCGAGUCAUCGAGCACCGAAGCCACCCGUAUCGCCGCUUUCCUUGUCCUCAGAAGACUGGUCGUCAUCGGCGAUGCUGGUAUGCGAGAGGCUGUCCUCAAGACCGCCUACCAAGGCCUGAUCAAGGGCAGUCGCAACACAACUGUUCACACUAUUCAAGGCAUCAACUUGAUGAAGAACUCGGCCGCUGAGCUCUGGGGUCUGGACCCAACCAUUGGAUACACAACUGGUUUCACCUUUAUCCGUCAACUGGCCAUCCAUCUUCGCAGCAGCAUCACAAACAAGUCAAAGGAUUCGUACAAGACCGUUUACAACUGGCAAUACGUCCACUCUCUCGACUUCUGGUCGCGUGUCGUAGCAUCGCACUGUCAAUCGCUCGCCGAGGCCGAAAAGGGUGCCGCUUCCCCUCUGCGUCCCUUGAUCUACCCCAUCGUGCAGGUCACUCUAGGUGCCAUGCGUCUCAUCCCUACAAGCACCUACUUCCCUCUCCGUUUCCACCUCAUUCGCAGUCUUCUCCGCAUCUCUCUCGCCACAGCCACAUACAUCCCUCUCGGUUCCGCCCUUUACGAAGUUUUGAACGCCGCCGAAAUGCGCAAGCCCCCGAAGGCUUCGACCCUCAAGCCUCUCGACUUCUCUGUUUCUGUAAGAGCACCAAAGACCUACCUUCGCACACGUGUCUAUCAAGACGGUGUCGGCGAGCAAGUAAUCGAACUCCUCUCCGAGUUCUUCGUUCUCUGGGCCAAAUCCGUCGCAUUCCCCGAACUCGCACUACCCCUGAUCGUGCUAUUGAAGCGCUGGUUGAAGGAGACUGGCAAGAACUCAAAGACACCAAACAACAAUGCAAAACUCACAUCGCAAAUGAUCUUGCUGGUCCAAAAGGCCGACGCCAAUAUUCGCUUCAUCGAGGAGAAGAGAGUCAAGGUCGACUUUGCACCCAACAACCGCAGCGAGGUCGAGAACUUCCUCAAGGAGACUGAAUGGCAAAAGACACCGCUAGGCGCAUUUGUCGUUGGUCAAAGGAAGAUUAGAGAUGAGAAGCAGAAGUUGUUGGAAGAGUCAAGAAAGGAGGAUGAGAAGAAGAGGGAAGAGGAAAAGGCCGAGAGAAUGGCCAAGGAUGGUGAAGAGUUCGACGACGAGGACGAGGCCAGUGGAGAUGAAGACGAAGACGAGUCCGAGGAUGAGGAGAUGCAAGUCGAUGGUGUCAGCGACGAUGAGGACAGCGAGUAGAGUGUGAAGUUGGAAAAGUGAUAUGCAUCAUAUUCGGCG
Messenger RNA from Aureobasidium subglaciale EXF-2481, 2307 nucleotides. RefSeq lists its product as uncharacterized. NCBI's taxonomy places the organism in Eukaryota, Fungi, Ascomycota, Dothideomycetes, Dothideales, Saccotheciaceae. The record is from RefSeq and is a predicted model, not a curated record. The transcript has a single exon. Gene Ontology annotation, biological process: ribosomal large subunit biogenesis. Gene Ontology annotation, cellular component: Noc2p-Noc3p complex; Noc1p-Noc2p complex; nucleoplasm. The coding region runs from base 34 to 2268 and encodes 744 amino acids.